Molecule: messenger RNA, 1650 nt
Organism: Blepharisma stoltei
Lineage: Eukaryota; Ciliophora; Heterotrichea; Heterotrichida; Blepharismidae
Source: the annotation of a GenBank genome assembly
AUGCUACCUGGGAAUCAAGCUCCUGUGAUCGUUCUUAACCAGAAUACACAACGUGAAGAAGGCAAGAAAGCCCAGCUAGCCAAUAUUCGUGCUGCAAAAGCUGUUGCUGACAUUAUUAGAACCACUCUUGGGCCAAAAUCCAUGCUAAAAAUGCUUCUUGAUCCUAUGGGUGGAAUUGUUCUAACAAAUGAUGGUAACGCGAUCCUUAGAGAAAUCGACGUAAAACACCCGGCAGCCAAAACCAUGAUUGAUUUAAGCCGUACUCAAGAUGAAGAAGUCGGAGAUGGCACAACUUCAGUCAUCAUUCUCGCUGGCGAACUUAUGGGAGUCUCAGAGCCUUUUCUUAAUCAAAAAAUACACCCAAUAAAUGUAGUAAGUGCCUAUUUCAAAGCCUUAGAAGCCGCCUUAAAAUCGGCAGACUCAAUAUCAAAAUUAGUCUCAAUAGAAGACAAAGAAACUCUAUCGGUCAUCGCCCAAAGCUGCAUUGGGACGAAAUUUUCAAGCAGAUGGGGCAAUUUAAUAGUUGAUUUAGCAACUGAAGCUGUAAAAACAGUUUAUAUCAAUAACAAUGGAAAAGUUGAAGUAGACGUCAAAAGAUAUGCAAAAAUCGAAAAAAUACCUGGAGGGGACAUAGAAGAGUCUAGAGUAUUACGAGGAGUCAUGUUUAAUAAAGACGUCACACAUCCUAAGAUGAGGAGAUAUAUAGAAAACCCAAGAGUUAUCUUAUUAGACUGCCCGCUAGAAUAUAAAAAAGCUGAGUCUAUGACAAAUGUAGAGAUGACUAAAGAAGAAGACUUUAAUACUUUAUUAAGAUUAGAGGAAGAAGAAGUUGAAAAGCUAUGCCAGGCAAUUAUGCGUCUUAACCCUGACGUAGUUAUUACAGAAAAAGGGGUUUCUGAUUUAGCACAACAUUAUUUUCUUAAACAAAACAUCUCAGUUAUCAGAAGAAUCAGAAAAACUGAUAAUAAUAGGAUUGCAAGAGUUUCUGGAGCUACAAUUGUUAAUCGUCCUGAAGAGCUGCAAGAAAGCGACGUCGGAACAAAAUGCCAUAAAUUUGAGAUUAAACUGAUAGGGGAUGAAUAUUAUACGUUUAUGGAAGACUGUGAAGACCCAAAGGCUUGCUCUAUAUUGCUUAGAGGUGCAACUAAAGAUGUUCUCAAUGAAAUCGAAAGAAAUAUGCAUGAUGCCAUGGCGGUUGCCAGAAAUGUGAUGAUCGAGCCUAAACUUGUACCAGGAGGAGGCGCUGUUGAAAUGCAUGUUGCCAAUGAACUAACCAAAAUAGGAAGGACUAUUGAAGGGAUUGAGCAAUUGCCAUUCCAAGCGGUUGCCCAAGCAUUUGAAGUUAUUGCAAGAACUUUGGCUCAAAACUGUGGGUGCAAUGUUGUAAGAAUUGUAACUGAGCUUAGGGCUAAGCACGCUGAAGAUAACCCAGACGCUCCAUUCUGGGGUAUUGAUGGGAAUGCAGGGAAACUAGCUGAUAUGAGAACUGUAGGAGUUUGGGAACCUUUAGCUGUUAAAAAGCAAACAUUCAAAACAGCAAUUGAAGCUGCCUGCAUGCUGCUAAGAAUUGAUGAAGUAGUCAGUGGAAUUUCAAAACCUGAGAAAAAGAGUGGACCAGUCGCAGCUGCUCCUGACGAAAUUGAAGCUUAA